AUGUGCCAGAACACAGACAGACGCAAGUUUUCUCCUAACAUCCACCGAUGCACACCAGGCCAGGUUUCUGAGGCAGAUGCCACUGAAAAGGCCAAGCACCAAUUAGUGGCUGCGGGCAAGCGGGCGCCCUUCAAGGGUGACGGUGACGCAAGCGCCGGCGAGCGCCAGCAGCUGAGGACGGUUCAGUGGCAGCGCAGGCAGCAGUGUACAGAUGUGCGCCGACAGCGUGGAUGCCUCUCCGGGCUGCGGGAGCCACGGCACCUGCACGGAGCCCCUCGUUAUUCCCGACUGCUGCGGGAGACGCGGCAGCCCUUCGGGCACGCGCACGUAGCCCUCCCGCCCCGGCUGACACCCGCGCACUCGCCUGCACUACCGACACGCGUCCCAGAAUCGCUCCCUCUCCUUGCAGGCUCUGCCCGGACCCCCGCGCCGAGAGGGGCUGCUGCAGGGACAGGGUCCCCGGCAGGCAUCGAUUUAGCAAUGAAACGUGCUCCACGUGCGCAUAAAAAUAACCCCAGUCCGUCUGCCUCGGUGGAUGUGGUCGGUUUCCGCCUGCCAGCCGGUGCUGCGGGAGCGGGCAUCCAGGCGCGUCCUGGGGCACCCCGCGGGCGCCCGGCCCCGAGAGAAAGCGGCCUUCGGGCAGAAAGCCCAGGGCGGCUUUGCGGGCGGCGGGCAGGAGCCCGCUCUCUGCCCCCCUUACGCAGCCCCGGGCGUGAAACGCCGCACAAACGGUGCGCUGGGCUGAGCCACAGAGCCAGGUCCCCCGCACGGGAGAGGCUGCAGGCGUCUCAACUCAGGCGGCGAGCCUCCCAGAAGGAGCUGCGGAAGAGCUUCGCCCGCUCCAAGGCCAUCCACGUCAACCUCACCUACGACGAGCAUGUGCACGCCCGGGCGCAGGAGCCGCUGAGCAGCGUGCGGCGGCGAGCCCUGCUGCGGAAGGCCAGCUCCUUGCCCCCCACUACCGCCCACAUCCUCAGCGCCCUGCUGGAGUCCCGCGUCAGCCUGCCCCAGUACCCCCCCACCGCCCUGGACUACAAGCGCUACCUCAAGGAGCACAACGAGCGCCAGUUCUUCCUGGAGCUGGUCAAGGACAUCUCCAACGACCUGGACCUCACCAGCCUCAGCUACAAGAUCCUCAUCUUCGUCUGCCUCAUGGUGGACGCCGACCGGGGCUCCCUCUUCCUCGUGGAGGGGGGGGCCGCCGGCAAGAAGAGCCUGGUCUCCAAGUUCUUCGACGUGCACGCCGGCACGCCGCUGCUGCCCUGCGGCUCCACCGAGAACAGCAACGAGGUGCAGGUGCCCUGGGGCAAGGGCAUCAUCGGCUACGUGGCGGAGCACGGAGAGACGGUCAACAUCCCCGACGCCUACCAGGAUCGCCGCUUUAACGAUGAGAUUGACAAACUGACUGGAUACAAGACAAAGUCACUCAUGUGCAUGCCCAUAAGAAACAGUGAUGGAGAGAUUAUUGGUGUUGCCCAAGCAAUAAAUAAGACUCCCGGAGGUGCCCCUUUUUCUGAUGAUGAUGAAAAAGUGAUGCAGAUGUAUCUUCCAUUCUGUGGGAUUGCCAUAUCCAAUGCCCAGCUAUUUGCAGCUUCAAGGAAGGAAUAUGACAGAAGCAGGGCUUUACUGGAAGUAGUGAAUGAUCUCUUUGAGGAACAGACUGACUUGGAGAAAAUUGUCAAGAAAAUUAUGCAUCGGGCCCAGACUCUGCUGAAGUGUGAACGGUGCUCAGUAUUACUUCUGGAAGAUAUCGAGUCACCAGUGGUGAAAUUUACAAAAUCCUUUGAGUUGUUAUCUCCAAAAUGCAGUGCUGAUACUGACAACAGUUUCAAAGACAGCAUGGAGAAAUCAUCAUCUUAUUCCGACUGGCUAAUAAAUAAUAGCAUUGCUGAACUCGUAGCUUCCACGGGUCUCCCAGUGAAUAUCAGUGAUGCCUAUCAGGAUCCUCGCUUUGAUGCUGAAGCUGACCAGAUUUCUGGCUUUCACAUAAGGUCUGUUCUGUGUGUUCCUAUAUGGAAUAGCAACCACCAAAUAAUCGGGGUAGCUCAAGUAUUGAACAGGCUUGAUGGGAAACCCUUUGACGAUGCCGACCAGCGACUGUUUGAAGCUUUCGUUAUUUUUUGUGGCCUGGGCAUCAACAACACAAUUAUGUAUGACCAAGUGAAGAAAUCCUGGGCAAAACAGUCUGUGGCUCUUGACGUGUUAUCUUAUCAUGCAACAUGUUCGAAGGCAGAAGUUGAUAAAUUUAAGGCAGCAAACAUCCCUCUGGUGUCAGAGCUUGGCAUUGAUGAUAUCCAUUUUGAUGACUUCUCGCUUGAUGUGGAUGCCAUGAUUACUGCAGCCCUGCGGAUGUUCAUGGAACUUGGAAUGGUUCAGAAAUUUAAAAUUGACUAUGAGACGCUGUGUAGGUGGCUUUUGACAGUUAGGAAGAAUUAUCGAAUGGUUUUGUAUCACAACUGGAGGCAUGCUUUCAAUGUCUGCCAGCUAAUGUUUGCCAUGUUAACUACUGCAGGAUUUCAGGACAUUCUGACUGAAAUUGAAAUUUUAGCUUUGAUUGUGGGAUGCUUAUGUCACGACCUUGACCACAGGGGAACCAACAAUGCCUUCCAAGCCAAGAGCGGAUCAGCCUUAGCUCAGCUCUACGGCACCUCUGCUACCUUGGAGCACCACCAUUUCAAUCAUGCUGUCAUGAUUCUCCAAAGUGAGGGUCACAACAUCUUUGCUAACUUGUCCUCUAAGGACUACAGUGACCUUAUGCAGCUUCUAAAGCAAUCGAUAUUGGCAACAGACCUCACUUUGUAUUUUGAGAGAAGGACUGAGUUUUUUGAACUUGUCAGUAAAGGUGGUUAUGAUUGGAACAUAAAAAACCACCGCGAAAUAUUUCGAUCAAUGCUAAUGACAGCCUGUGACCUUGGAGCUGUGACCAAACCGUGGGAGAUUUCAAGACAGGCAACUGAGCUGGUAACCAGUGAGUUCUUUGAACAAGGAGACAGAGAAAGAUCUGAACUCAAACUCACGCCUUCAGCCAUUUUUGAUCGGAACAGGAAAGAUGAACUACCCAGGUUGCAGCUCGAGUGGAUUGAUAGCAUCUGCAUGCCAUUAUAUGAGUGUCUAGUGAAGCUGAAUGUGAAACUGAAGCCUAUGCUGGACUCCGUGGCAGUAAAUAGAGGUAAAUGGGAGGAGCUGCACCAAAAAAGACUUCCUUCUCAGGCAGCAUCCUUGUCCUCCUUUUCCUCUAGCUUUACCAUGUCUCUCAAAGACAUAAAUUAA
Aptenodytes forsteri (emperor penguin) is the source of this 3270-nucleotide messenger RNA. RefSeq names its product phosphodiesterase 11A (gene PDE11A). The record is from RefSeq and is a predicted model, not a curated record. The coding region runs from base 1 to 3270 and encodes 1089 amino acids. The transcript has 24 exons. Gene Ontology annotation, biological process: signal transduction. Lineage: Eukaryota; Metazoa; Chordata; Aves; Sphenisciformes; Spheniscidae. Gene Ontology annotation, molecular function: 3',5'-cyclic-nucleotide phosphodiesterase activity; protein binding.